AUGCCUUGCCCGUGGUCUCGCCGCUGCAAUGCACCAGCCAACAAUGGCCUCACACCCACCGAUGCCCUCCCAUCCCCGACCUCUGCUCCUGAUGUUGAGGACUGGAAGACCGUCCGCCGCUAUCAUCUCCGGAAGAUGAGAAAGCAGGUUCGAAGUGUUGUCUUGUUCAUGGCAUUGAUGGAAGCUCUGCGUGUCGGACCUAUUCAGUUGGUCUAUGCUGGAAAGCAAGGAUAUCCAGAGCCUGGUCCAGAGGACUUUGGCAUUGCUUACACCGUCGGAUACCUAUUCAGCUGGUUAUACCUCUGCGCUUUCAUGAUCGUCUACGUUCCCCUCUUCAGCUGGUGGGUCCCAAAUUCCAGUUCAGAUUCCGAGAAGCCCUCAAUCCUUGCAAAGGUCGCCCAGGUUCUCAAGGACUUUAAUAUGCUCCUCCUCCCCUUCACCAUCGGCCUGUGCCUCGUUCAGCAUCUCUACUACACUGCCUGCGCCUUCAUCUAUGUAGACUCUCGCCAGGUCGGCUCUCGAAAGUUCCCGGCCAAUACACGCAAGAAUUGGCUCGUUCGAUUCCUUUUCUUGGUGGGCAUUGCCAUCUCGACAUCUACUGGAUACGGUGCAUUCCAGAUCCUUUCAAGAAUGGACCUAGCACACGUCAAGCCGAUCGAGUACGCGGUUGUUGUCAUCCCAUUCCAAAUCAACUUUGGUGUCUUCCUCGGAACCAUUAUGCAAUUCCGCAUGGAAAGGCGACGGGCCCGAAAGCAA
Messenger RNA from Exophiala aquamarina CBS 119918, 756 nucleotides. RefSeq lists its product as uncharacterized. The transcript is spliced from 3 exons. NCBI's taxonomy places the organism in Eukaryota, Fungi, Ascomycota, Eurotiomycetes, Chaetothyriales, Herpotrichiellaceae. The record is from RefSeq and is a predicted model, not a curated record. The annotation marks the transcript as partial.